Messenger RNA from Saprolegnia parasitica CBS 223.65, 2886 nucleotides. RefSeq lists its product as hypothetical. The record is from RefSeq and is a predicted model, not a curated record. Bases 1 to 2886 code for a protein of 961 amino acids. Gene Ontology annotation, molecular function: ATP binding; ATP hydrolysis activity. NCBI's taxonomy places the organism in Eukaryota, Oomycota, Saprolegniomycetes, Saprolegniales, Saprolegniaceae. The transcript is spliced from 3 exons.
AUGGCCCCUUCCCCGACCGUCGCCGCCAACCUCAGCGAGGCCCUCAAGCAGGCCUUCGGGACGACCCCCGAGAACAUGGCGGUCGCGGCCGGCCAUGUUGCCGAGCUCGCCGCCGGCGCCAAGGACGUCAGCAGCUUGACGGCCCUCCUUAACGAGGGUCUCACCUCGACGGAUGCGAACCAUCGGCAGAGCGCAUGCGUCGUCGUCAAGGCGAUCGCCGAGAAGAAGGUCGCGCGCCUGGAACCGUACGUGACCCCCGUGCUCGGCAACGUCCUCGACUUGUACACGGACAAGAAGAUGCAGGUCCGCGGUCCUGCCGCCGAGGCCGCCAAGGCCAUCGUGCAUGCCACGAACCGGAACGCGAUCCGUGUGCUUCUGCCGCACAUCUUUGGCGGCAUGGACCGCACGAAGAAGUGGCAGACGAAGGCCGGCGCGUUGGAUCUCAUUCACGAUCUCUCGGAGCUUCACCCCGUUCAAGUCUCGCGCUGCCUUCCCGACAUCAUCCCGAACGCGACCGAGCAAAUGUGGGACACGCGCCCCGAAGUCAAGAAGGCCGCCCACGCCGUCAUGAUCAAGGCGUGCAGCACGGCGUCCAACGCCGAUAUCGAGCCGUUCAUUCCCGCGCUCAUCUCGUGCAUUGCCAACCCGGCCGAAGUCUCCGAGUGCGUCCACAAGCUCGCGUCGACGACGUUUGUCAAGACGGUCGAGGCGCCGGCGCUCGCCAUCAUGGAGCCGCUCCUUGUCCGUGGUCUGAACGAGAACAAGACGUCGGUCAAGCGCCAGACCGCUGUCAUCAUUGACAACAUGUGCAAGCUCGUGGAAGAGCCCGCUGAAGCGCUCCUCUUCACGCCCAAGGUCCUCCCGACGCUCAAGCGCAUCAUCGAAGCCGUCGCCGACCCCGAGUGCCGCGACGUGUGCACGCGCGCGCACGAGACGCUCUUCAUGGCCGCCGGUUCGGUCGAGCUCUCGGAAGACGAGACCAAGAUCGAGUUUGACUCGAUCCUCCAGACGCUCAAGUUCAUCCUGGAGAAGGACGCCAAGGCCAAGAAGGUCAAGAUUGACGACUCGACACUCAACUUUGUCGCGGGCUGCGGCUUGUACCUCACGGUGGCGCGCAACUUCAAGCCCGAGGACUGGUCCAACUCGGUCAAGCCGUACCUUGGCGCGUUCUUGGCCGAGGGCGAUAUUCCCGCCAUCACCAAGGGCUUCCGCGAAAAGUGCUACAAGGACAACAAGGUCAAGGUUGCCGAAGAUGUCGUCCAGGAAGACGAGGGCGAGGACCUCUGCGACUGCGAGUUCUCGCUCGCGUACGGCGGCAUGAUCCUCCUCAACAACGCGCGCCUCAACUUGAAGAAGGGCCACCGCUACGGUCUCUGUGGCCGCAACGGCUGCGGCAAGUCGACGCUCAUGCGCGCCAUUGCCAACGGCCAGCUCGAGGGUUUCCCGUCCAAGGAUGAGCUCAAGACAGUGUACGUCGAGCACAACUUGCAAGCGGAGGAAGCCGACCUCUCGGUCGUCGAUUUUGUGUUGAACGACCCCGACUUUAAGAACACACCUCGGAAAGAAGUCAAGGACACGCUGGCGUCGGUCGGGUUUACGGAAGCGAUGCAGGCGCAGGCGGUCGGCUCGCUCUCGGGUGGCUGGAAGAUGAAGCUCGAACUCGCCCGUGCGAUGCUCCAGAAGGCCGAUAUCCUCCUCCUCGAUGAGCCGACCAACCACUUGGAUGUCGCCAACGUGGCCUGGCUCGAGAACUACCUCACGUCCAUGACGACGAUCACGUCGCUGAUCGUCUCGCACGACUCGGGCUUCCUCGACAACGUCUGCACCAACAUCAUCCACUACGAGAAGAACCGCAAGCUCAAGACGUACGUCGGCAACAUGUCGGAGUUUGUCAAGAUCCGCCCGGAAGCCAAGGCGUACUACGACCUCGACGCGGCGACCGUGGCCUUCAAGUUCCCAGAGCCUGGUUUCCUCGCCGACAUCAAGAACAAGGGCAAGCCCAUCAUUCGUCUCACGAAUUGCUCGUACACGUACCCCGGGUCGUCCAAGCCGUCGAUCAACAACGUCAGCGUGACGUGCGCGCUCUCGUCGCGCAUUGCGGUGAUUGGUCCCAACGGCGCCGGCAAGUCGACCAUGAUCAAGAUGCUCACGGGCGAAACCGAGCCGACGCAAGGUACCUUGUGGAAGCACCCGGCCAUGCGUUUCGCGUACGUCGCUCAGCACGCGUUCCACCACAUUGAGCAGCACUUGGACAUCUCGGCCAACCAGUACAUCCAGUGGCGCUUCCAGUCCGGCGAGGACAAGGAGCUCAUGGCCAAGGAGACGCGCAAGUUGACGCCGGAAGAGAAGGAGCUUCUCGCCAAGCCCGUCAACUGGGAAGGCGAGAAGCGCGUCUUCGAGUCGAUCGAGAACCGCCGCAAGCUCAAGAAGUCGUUCGAGUACGAAGUCAAGUGGAUGAAGCUUCCGAACACGGAGAACUCGUGGAUCCCGCGUGAGAAGCUCGAGAAGUGGGGUUUCGACAAGAUCCUCCAGAUCGCCGAUGAUCGCGAAGCUGCCCGCGCCAACAUGCAGGCGCGUCCCGUCACGGCCAUUGCGGUGCAAAAGCACCUCGACAACUUUGGUUUGGCGGCCGACUUUGGUACGCACUCGCGCAUGCGCGGUCUCUCGGGUGGUCAGAAGGUCAAGGUCGUCCUCGCCGCUGCCAUGCCGGCACCAGCUGCGGACGCUAUGGGCAAGGCCGCCGAGGAGAGCCCGAUGCUGCAGGACGUGGUGGGAAGAAGCCCGUCUUUGACUGCCGACCUGCGCAACUUCGACUACCGGUGCACGCCCGCCGAGAUCGUCACCGACCGCAUCAAGCUCCUCCCGACGCUCACCAAGACGAUCUAG